Molecule: messenger RNA, 6223 nt
Organism: Coregonus clupeaformis (lake whitefish)
Lineage: Eukaryota; Metazoa; Chordata; Actinopteri; Salmoniformes; Salmonidae
Product: sortilin
Exons: 19
Coding region: 314-2779 (821 amino acids)
Biological process (GO): endocytosis; Golgi to endosome transport; vesicle organization
Cellular component (GO): membrane; Golgi apparatus
Molecular function (GO): protein binding
Source: RefSeq, a predicted model, not a curated record
AUCAUUUACAUAAUUUGAGGGAUCUUUACAUUGUGUAAUUUCUGGACAAGCAGUUGCACAGUGGACAAUUGGACGUAAUGCAUCUCGGCAAAUUAAUGCGCUUGAAUUGUUUUUUAGAAAAGGAGUGUAUGACCCGUGGAGAGCGAACAAAGCCGCAGUAGGCUACCACUCGCUGUCAGGACUACUGUUUUUGUUGAUGUCAUCGGCAGCGGUGUUCCGAACCGGAUCGACCGUCAAUUUAUAGUCAGGAUUACUACAAUAACAAAAUAUAGCCUACAAUACAAGUAGUUAAGGUUUUUGGCGCACAGUGGAUAUGGGAGUUCUAACGUACUGUGUUUUACUUUUUCUAUUCCAGCAUUUGACAUCAGCUUAUGAUUUUAAAGAAGGACAAUAUAACAAUGGACAGUAUGAAUUUGUGAAAGAUCCCAGUUUGAAUAUCGAAAAGAGAUCAGCAGAUUUAGAAUUAGAACAGUUUGACUCUGAAUCAUCCGACCACAUAAGGAGCAGGAGAAGCGCGGAUGAAGGGGACUGUAAAAGUCUCCAGGGAUUCGACACCAAAUUGACUAACAACACCCACACCUACUCCUUCAAUGACCUGAGUGGGUCCGUGUCACUGGCCUGGGUCGGAGACGCCACUGGGGUCAUCCUGGCUUUGACAACAUUCCAAGUUCCAUUCUUCAUGUUGAGAUUCGGCCAGUCCAAACUCUACCGAAGUGAGAACUAUGGGAAGUCGUUCCAGGACGUCACAAAACUCAUCAACAACACUUUCAUCAGGACAGAGUUCGGCAUCGCCAUCGGACCAGAGAACUCUGGGAAGGUGAUCCUGACAGGUGAUGUGUCUGGCAGCCUGGGCUCUCGUAUCUUUCUCUCCAGAGACUUUGGGAAGAGCUUUGAGCAGCAGGACCUUCCCUUCAACCCCCUGAUGCAGAUCAUGUACAACCCCAGAGACGCCAACGUUCUCCUGGUUAUCAGCAACACUAACGAGCUCUGGCUGUCAGAGGACUUUGGAGAGAACUGGAGGAAGAUCCAUGACAUGGUGUGUCUGGUCAAAUGGGGGAUGAACAGGAACAUAUUCUUCACCUCCAACCUCAAUGGAUCCUGCAAUGACAGGGGGAUGCUGGAUUUGAGGAGGACAACGGAUUAUGGGAAGACCAUAAAGACCGUUGCCACUAAGAUCUUCUCUUUCGGCCUGGGGGGAAAGUUUCUGUUCGCCUCUGUUAUGACUGGAACUGGCACUCUGAGGAUUAUCCAUGUGUCGACUAACCAGGGGGAGGAGUGGAACAUGGCUCAGCUGCCUCCGGUUGGCCACGAGGAGUUCUAUUCCAUCCUGGCAGCCAAUGAGGACAUGGUGUUCAUGCACGUGGACGAACCAGGAGACACAGGCUUUGGCACCAUCUACGUUUCAGAUGACAGGGGGACAGUGUAUUCUAAGUCUCUGGAGCGUCACCUCUACACCACCACAGGGGGCGACACUGACUUCACCAACGUUACCUCUCUACGAGGAGUCUUCAUCACUAGUGUACUGGCAGAGGACGGCUCGGUGCAGUCCGUGGUGUCCUUCGACCAGGGAGGGGAAUGGGUGCCCCUGCAGAAGCCUGACAACACCAAGUGUGACUCCACAGCUAAAGACCCUGACAAGUGCAGUCUCCACAUCCACGCAGCUUACAGCACGGCUAUGAAGCUGAACGUCCCCAUGCUGCCUCUCAGUGAACCAAACGCUGUAGGACUCAUCAUAGCUCACGGGAGUGUGGGCGAUGCCAUCGCUGUGAUGAAGCCUGAUGUAUUCGUGUCCGAUGACGGGGGCUACACCUGGCUCCAGGCCCUGAAGGGACCUCACCACUAUGCCAUCCUGGACUCUGGUGGACUACUGGUGGCUGUGGAGCACUCUGCUCAGCCCAUCAAAGACAUCAAGUUUUCCACAGACGAGGGCCAGUGCUGGCACCUUCACCAGUUCACUAGCGAUCCCAUCCACUUCACAGGGCUAGCGUCGGAGCCGGGGGCGAGGUCUAUGAACGUCAGUGUCUGGGGCUACAGAGACUCUCUGCUCAGUCAGUACUGGGUAUCAGUCACCAUCGACUUCAGAGAGCUGCUCACUAGAGACUGUGAGGACCAGGACUACGUGCAGUGGCUGGCGCACUCUGAUGACAUCAGCGACCCUAACGACGGCUGUAUGAUGGGUUAUAAGGAGAAGUUCCUGCGUCUGAGGAAGGCCUCCGUCUGCUGGAACGGACGGGACUAUGAGGUCAACAAGCAACCCAGCCCCUGCCCCUGCACUCUGGAUGACUUCCUCUGUGACUUUGGGUACUACCGUAAAGAGAACAGCUCUGCGUGUGUGGAGCAGCCGGACCUGAAGGGCCACAUUCUGGAGUUCUGUCUGCAGGGCAAGAAGGAGCUGCUGCAGACCACAGGCUAUAGGAAGAUCCCUGGGGAUAAGUGUGAGGGAGGAACACAGCCGGAGAGGAAAGAGAUCGACCUCAGUAAGAGGUGUGUCAGUGACCUGCUGGGACGUCAGGAACUACUGACGGAUGGCCAUCUGUCCAGCUCUGCACCCAUCGUAGUGACGGUUCUAAUCAUUUUGAUACUCAGUAUCGUAGCUGGGGUCCUCUUCGUCAAGAAGUACGUCUGCGGUGGAAGGUUCCUGGUGCACAGCUACUCUGUCCUACAGCAGCAUGCUGAGGCCCUGGGAGACGGAGUAGACGAGCCACUAGACAGCAACCACACUCAGGCUGGCAACAAGACCGACUUCCACGACGAUUCAGACCAGGAUCUUCUGGAGUAACAGGAGGAUCCUGCAGCUCCCAGGAGGAACUACUAGCCUCCUGCAUCUACUAGCCUCCUGCAUCUACAAGGGGAAUCUAGUCUCCUGUCUCUCCUUUACAACCCAGAGCCUCCUGCAUCUACAAGGGGAAUCUAGUCUCCUGUCUCUCCUUUACAACCCAGAGCCUCCUGCAUCUACAAGGGGAAUCUAGUCUCCUGUCUGUCCUUUACAACCCAGAGCCUCCUGCAGCUACAAGGGGAAUCUAGUCUCCUCUCUCUACUUUACAACCCAGAGCCUCCUGCAGCUACAAGGGGAAUCUAGUCUCCUGUCUCUCCUUUACAACCCAGAGACUCCUGCAUCUACAAGGGGAAUCUAGUCUCCUGUCUCUCCUUUACAACCCAGAGCCUCCUGCAGCUACAAGGGGAAUCUAGUCUCCUGUCUCUCCUUUACAACCCAGAGACUCCUGCAUCUACAAGGGGAAUCUAGUCUCCUGUCUGUCCGGAGGUUCACUGCUCUACAUUGAAGAACAAGUUGAUCCUAUCUGUACACCCAGAGGCUCGCUGCUGCUCUCUCUCCUUCGCCUCCUGCUACUUCCUCCUUCCCCCCUCCACCAUGACCCUUGACCUCUAACCCCUGCCCUUCCAGCACCUGGCGGAGAGUCCUUCUAAUGCAGCUGUAAUCAGUGAGGUGUUCAAUGAGGCUUUGUGAUCUGAGUGAGACACAGCCAGAGUUCAGCAGGGGAGCAGAGGUCAAGUAGGCUUGUUGUGGUUGAUUUAGAAUGUAUUCUGCAAGUUCCUUUUCUGUUGGGAACAAUAGAGUGAUGGAAUGAUGUGGUGGUUCUGGACUACUGGUGAAUCUGGAAUAAUGGAACUGCUGUGUAGAAGCUGUUUUAUGGUCAUCAGGAGCUUCUCUUAACAACAUCUACUGUAGCUAGACUCUUCAACCAAGUGAAUGUAAACAGCACCAUGACAUUAAGGGUUACACAUGCCACUCCCGUUGCUUGGGACUGGGGAUUUGGGGAAUAUGACGUAUACACUUCUAUUGAAGACAUGUCCUCUUUCACCCUCCCCUGCACUUACAUAAAGAUCUUUCCUUUUUCAUUCAUGUGAUUCGGGGUCGGGGACCUGGUAAGUAGGUUGCAAUUAGUUACUGUGGCUUGGCAAAAUUAUUCUACCAAGCCACUCUAUUCUAAACUAGAUUUAAAUAUUUUGCCUAAAUGAUAAGACGCAAGUGAAAAUAUUUAUAAGCAUUUUAAAGUUGGAUAGCAAUAACAUGUUUAGAUACACCGCAUCAACACGCUAAGCUUUCAUAGCUGGAACCAACCUCCUCCUCUAAACUAAAGGGACGAAUCCUAAAAUGAGAAAUAUGUACCCAACUCAAACAUUCACCUCCUAAAUCAUGCGUUGAUGUCAAUGGGGUGAAAAAUGAGUUUCUUGUAUCUCAAGUUAUGAUUUGGCCGUAUUGGAACAAUAGAAUAAGUAUAUCUAAACAUUGUAUGCAGUUGUGACUGCCUAAAGCAGUAAAAAACGUCUGUUUAGUUUGAGUCAGAGAAGGGAAGUGUAGUGUACAAAUAGCGAUUGGCCUCACGCCUCCUCAUUUCUCAAUAUAAAUGAUGUUUAUGUUUUAAUAUAUUGAGCUAAUCCUACACUAGUGAAAGUAAACCCAAAAUGUGAAGGAAGGACAAUAGGAAUCAAUCAUUGGAAUAAACUGCACACAACAACGUAAACACAGGAACUAAAAAGCACAUUUUAGAAAUGUAGUACAUAGAUAGAUCUGGACAUCUUUUGAUGAAGCCGUUUGUUAGAAGAAAUGGUUUUAUAAGCUAACAAUGUUGUGUGGAUGUCCAGCAGUUUAGCACUGGCGUGCCUGUUCUCAGGGUACUGUAGAUCCUAUCUGAAUAUGAUGAGUUAAUACUACUGAAUCACAUAUUCAUUGUGGUCACCACAUUACCUGAAAGGGUCAUUGACUUAGUUUCACAGAGACAGGGUCAUCCUAGCCUCGGAAGCCCAUUUGGAAGGAUGGCCUUGGGAGACUAGGGUCAUGCUAGCCUCGGAAGCCCAUUUGGAAGGAUGGCCUUGGGAGACUAGGGUCAUGCUAACUGGGUAUAAACACCUGACGGGCGGUUUAUAUAUAUUUUUUCCUAAUACUAUAGUUGGAUGCAAUUGUUUUUAGAAUAAUACAUGUACAGUAGAAGCUAAAUUAAUAGUUCUUGUAGGCUUUUCAUGUCUUGAAUAUUGAAACAAGACGCUGAUAGCUUCCCAUUUGAACUAGGCUACUUUAAAUACCGAGGAGUCACAUGAUCUCUCUCUCUCUCUCACCAGUUUUUGCUGUUUAAAACAUUUGUUGCACAAUCCUUUCCCCUCUCUUCUUCUGUCUAAUACAUCCCUUUACAUGGUGGGCUUCUAUUUAUUUGUAAUGAUUUGAUUCUGAGUGCAGUAAUGUAACUUAUUGUGUGGAUUGAUCAUGGUUAUACAAGUGUCUAGUAUGGGUGUAGGGUCUGUAAUAUGAGGGUAGGGUCUGUAAUAUGAGGGUAGGGUCUGUAAUAUGGGGGUAGGGUCUGUAAUAUGGGGGUAGGUCUGUAAUAUGAGGGUAGGUCUGUAAUAUGAGGGUAGGUCUGUAAUAUGGGGGUAGGGUCUGUAAUAUGAGGGUAGGUCUGUAAUAUGGGGGUAGGGUCUGUAAUAUGGGGGUAGGGUCUGUAAUAUGGGGGUAGGGUCUGUAAUAUGAGGGUAGGUCUGUAAUAUGGGGGUAGGGUCUGUAAUAUGAGGGUAGGGUCUGUAAUAUUUAGAAUAGUUUCUAGGUAUCAGAGCUGUUGGUGUAUCCACAGUUUUUACCACAUUGUCAAUGACACCCCUAGAUUGCGCUUACUCUAGUUAGCCAAUGUUAAUAAUGAUUCCUUGAAUUCAAACCAAUAAUACACAUAUAUUCAGUCUCCUUUUCAUUACAUGGUGACUUGCAAUACCAACUACCCUGUUAUUUUGUAGAAUUGCCCUCAGACUUCUCUCCUACCCUUAAAGCAAUGGAAACAUACAUAACCCAAUUUUAUUUUACUCCCUGAUCAUGCAAUACAGCUUUAUUUGUCCAUUGUGAAACAGACAAAUGCAAUGUUUCAUCAAACCUAUAUUUGGUAUUUGGUUUGUACAUUACUAUACCCACACAGGAUUGAAAGAAUUUGCAAAAUCUCGAUUGGCAUUAGAGCCAAGACAACACAUACUGCGGCUGCUAAAACACUGGGAAGACACUUGUUCUGAAUUAAUUCCUAUUUAAUCAUGAAGGUUUUAUGUAUUGAGAUUUGAAAGGUGAGACACUUUUCUUACAUUUUAAAAUGGCUGUAUAAAGUAAUAAUUCAAUGUGAUGACAGCUCUGUAAAUAUACAAUCGUUACGUCUUUGUAUCUGCUGUGUAGUUCUUCAGUAUAUUUGAUGAUCUUGCUUUGGGUUAUUGACUAAUAAAUUAACUUGUCCCUUUG